AUGAAUGGGUCGCCUCGCCAGAUUUGGGUGACUGCUCGCUUUGGAUCAGCAACCCUAGAAUUUGACGACGGAUUAUGGCAGUGUCAAGUCACCGCCAGUGAUUUUACAACGCAAGAUGCGUUGGCCUCAGAACCAGCCCGAUUAGUGGUCAGAGUCAGCCCUCAGCGGCCGCAGAUAGAGUAUGCUGGUGGUGUAAUUCUACCGGGUGGCAACGUGACAGCCCGAGCAGGUGAGAUUGCUACGCUCACUUGCACUGCUCGCUAUGGGAAUCCUCCGCCUCUAAUUAAAUGGUAUCUGAGGGACACAGAGCUGAGAACCACGAGACCGCAAGUAAAUGCCACGGAGAUUGAUAACCCACGAACGUGGUCCACCAGGAAUGCGCCAGAAACUCGGCUCGUCGGAGUGCCAGUAGGGCCAUUAGAAGAAGGCCGGGAUAAAUUAGAAAUCCGAUGCCUCGCAAAUGCAAAUCCAACAGCAUCAAUUCUAUGGAAGCGAAUAAAAGGCGCAGACAUGGAAGUUGUCGGUAUUGGGGAAGCUUUGAUGUAUUCACCAGUCCAUAGAAAUCACGCCGCGACCUACGUCUGCUCGGCAUCCAAUACCGAGGUUCCGCCGAAAAUAGACUCUGUUGGACCAGAUCGAUUGUCAACCGCGCUCCUUUACUCCGGAGCUUCUUUUGAAUGCAAUGCCGACGCUAUGCCACCUGCUGAAUACAGAUGGGAACAAGUGUUUACUGAUGGAAGACCUCCAGCUGAGUGUGGGAAAGGUCAACGUCUAAUUCUUACAAAUGUUACUUAUGAGCAACAGGGUCAAUAUAUAUGUCUAGCGUCCAACACGAUAAAUGGAAAAGUUCGUGAAGUUAAGAGCAUUCCAGUAUCUCUGGAAGUUGUUGGAGCUCCGAGGAUAGUGAAGCCAUUAAGCACCGAGAAAUACAUCGUAUCGACAACAGAAGGAAGUCCCGCCCGAUUGGAAAUCAGAUUGUGCUCGAAUCCAAAGCCGCGACUGGUCGCCUGGGAGUGGGGCAGCACGAGACUCCAUGCCGGUGAAGUGUUGGAGUCGCGGUACAGAGCAUUAGACUUAGAACCACUGCCAUUAGAAGAUUGUUUUGUUGCAACUUUAGAAUUAACUAGUACUGUUAAAGAGGACCAAAGACUUUAUUACGUAAUUGUUGAAAAUGACCGCGGGAGCGAUAGGCGGACAUUGAUGCUGCGAGUAGACGAACCAGGCCAGAUACCGCUGGUUAUUGGAGCAGUGGCGGGAUUCACCGUCCUCUCGACAGAUGUUGCGUCUCCAGAAACACUGGCCCGACGCUUCAGCAAGUUCACUGCGUCAAAUGCAAUGAUAGAAGAUCCAAGACUGAGCGUGGAGCCAAUGGAGCGAGCGAGAGAACAAUUUACAUCAGAGAAACGUCAAAAUCACGUGUUGAAGCCAGUACCGACUCAACAAUACCAACAAGACUGUUAUCAACUAAAUCGGCAUGAGCCUCUGCACGAGCCACACUACCAGAGGCAUCAUCACCACACCCAACAACUUCAUGGACCUCAGUACACACUUCAGGCGGAGCAGCUGUUUCUCAAGCCAGAACGUCUAGCCACCUUGAAGCCACACAACAAGAAGGAAAAACCGCCCCAAUAUACAACCUUCAAGCCGACUAUCAAUCAUUGA
Messenger RNA from Cotesia congregata, 1662 nucleotides. The record is from the annotation of a GenBank genome assembly. NCBI's taxonomy places the organism in Eukaryota, Metazoa, Arthropoda, Insecta, Hymenoptera, Braconidae.